Messenger RNA from Mizuhopecten yessoensis (Yesso scallop), 2508 nucleotides. RefSeq lists its product as uncharacterized. The record is from RefSeq and is a predicted model, not a curated record. Gene Ontology annotation, molecular function: hydrolase activity, hydrolyzing O-glycosyl compounds. Gene Ontology annotation, biological process: carbohydrate metabolic process. The transcript is spliced from 2 exons. Bases 55 to 2082 code for a protein of 675 amino acids. NCBI's taxonomy places the organism in Eukaryota, Metazoa, Mollusca, Bivalvia, Pectinida, Pectinidae.
AACGCCUGUCAUACAGUUUGCGUUGCUGGCGAAACUACAUCCACGAUAUUGGUGAUGGCGGACAAAGAUGGCGCAUGCAGUGGACGUCGGAUAGUCAUACUCGUCGUUGUUGUGCUAGUGCUUGUGUGUGCUGCAGUUGGAAUCGUCGUAUGGGCAACGACGAUUACCAAUAAGGACAUGGGCGAUAUUCCUGGAAAGUCUUCAUGGUACAUUGGUAAAGCAGAGAUUCAGAAAAACGCUCAAACAUUCGACAUUUCCUUUGGUCAACAUACAAAGUUUCAAGGACAACUUGCCGUCAAUCAGCCUCUCGAAAUACCCCAGGACUGCAGGCAAGCUAGAAACGCGGAGUUAUGCCUCGAAUGGCAGAGAGAUAGAAAACUUGUAAUAAAACAUAUUCAGGACGGAGUUGUUUCGUGUUACGAUGUGGAAUGGACAGCAAAAAUGUGUCCCGGUCAGAUUUUGAAGGAUUGUUAUGACAUCGGUACCAGUCACUGGUACGGCGGCUACGAAGACUACCACCAAUACUGGCCUCUCGAACGGACAACUCGGAACACUUCGGCCUACGCCCCAACAGAUACAUUUAUGGAUAAAAUCGGUGAUGUCGUGGAGAGAUAUUUCAUCUCCACAGACGGUGUAGGGAUUUUUAUUGAAAAAGAUGUUCCUUUGUUUAUCAGUAUCAAUGAAACGCAGGAUAAGAAAAUCUGUCUGACGUCGACAUAUGGUGAUUUGUAUCCGUAUGUUAACACAGCAGGGAAACUACCGUCCCUAAAAUACCACGUCUGCCAGGCUCAAAAUGUUCGAACCAUCCAUGAUUACAUGUCUAAAAGGUUUCGGAGUAAACCUUCAGACAUACCAGAUGUACAACUAUUCAAAUAUCCAAUAUGGUCCACGUGGGCUCAGUACCAUACCGAAAUUAACCAAACGACGGUUUUACAAUUUGCGAACGAUAUCCUCGAAAAUAACUUGCUUCACUCACAGAUAGAAAUUGACGAUAACUGGACUCCCAAAUACGGCGAUAUGACCUUUGACAUGGUAAAAUUUCCAGACGCUAAACGCAUGAUGAAAGACCUCACAGAUAAGGGGUUACGAGUUACUAUAUGGAUUCAUCCUUUUUUUAACACCAACUCUGAAAAUUUCAAGGUUGGGAUGUCCAAAAAAUAUCUUCUCCGUCAGGUCGGGAGCGACCUACCGGCCUUGGUGCCUUGGUGGCGAGGCAAGGCAGCCGCUGUGCUGGACGUCUCGAAUCCCGAGGCUGUUCAUUGGUUCUUGGGAUUUCUCUAUCAACUGCAGUCAGAAUACAAUAUUAGUUCAUUCAAAUUCGACGGCGGCAAUGGUAACGCAAUACCAAAAGUUUUUUCUUUUCAGAAUAAUGAUAGCAAUCCCAAUGUAUAUGCCGAACUGUGGGCCCGUCUCGCCUAUCGGUCCGACACCGCUGUUCGGAACCAAGAGGUACGUGUGGGAGCAAGUACGCAGGAUCUACCGAUGUUUGUCAGGGUCUUGGAUCUGACGUCAUCCUGGGAUCGUAACAACGGUCUGGAAAAACUCAUCCCAGUUGCCACGACAUUUGGUCUCCUAGGUUAUCCAUUUGUCUUGCCAGACAUGAUCGGUGGAAAUGGAUACAUUGGCCUUCCGGAUCGGGAAUUGUAUAUUCGGUGGCUUCAGGCAAACACAUUUCUUCCCGCCAUGCAGUUUUCAAUAGGUCCUUGGCUUUUCGAUGAGGCAGUUGUUAAUAUAUCACGUGAAUACAUUAAUUUGCAUGCAAAAUAUGCUGAUGUAAUCGUCAGCCUUGCGCGUGAAGCUACAAGAACCGGUGCACCAAUCAUCAGACCGCUUUGGUGGGUAGCACCAGACGACGAGGACGCGCAGACAAUAGACUCCGAGUUCCUUCUAGGAGAUGAUAUUCUCGUUGCUCCCGUCUUGAAGAAAGGGGCCCGACAAAGGGAUAUCUAUCUGGUGGAGGGGCAAUGGCAGGAUAUGCUAAGAGGAUCGGUAUUGCAGUCUGGUUGGAUAAAAAAUUACUCCGCCGACCUACACGAGCUACCGUACUUCGUGAGACUUAAUGCGUCUGUUACAAUCAACUAAAAGUUCAAAGUCAUUCUUUUGUCACUUACUUAAAUACCCAAUAACUCAUCGUUCUAAAAAUAAUUUAUUCUUCGAGGUGUUUUAAGAAUAUAAGUUAAAAUGUUUCCGUAGAUUAUAUUUUUUCACUAUUCUUGCAGUUCUUUCAAUUAUUAAGCCUACUUAACAUCGCCUUAUAAGCGAUGUCCAGAUUAACAUGUACAGUUCUUCAAAGUUACGUAGCUUAUAUACUUUUGAUAAAAUCAUUGACUGAGGUUGAAGGUAACAUAUGUUUUGUUGAACCGGGUUGUUAUAAAAUGUUCACUUAAUUUUUAAAAAAAACCUGUUUAAACUUUCUAUUUUAAAGGAAAAGCAGUCAGACACCAUUUCAACAUACCGUUUAUAAACUGACCGACAAACGUCGUAAACACUUACCGCAAAAUAAAGCGG